GUAUCUUGCACACCCCCCCCCCCACUUGGGCUUGAGCAACCUUACCAGGCAAAGGAAUUUUGAUUAAGAGUCGAAUCGCCGCGUUCCAGAUUCUCCCUUCUCUCCCCCCGUCUCUUCCCUUCGCGCGCGACUUCUUACCAACCUACCUCCUUCAUCACCACUCGUUUCGCUUCAGCAAUACAGUCUACUGCAGUCGCUGCCUUUAAUGCGUGCUUUCUGGCCAAACCACGAACCAAUCCGCCGGGAUAAUCUAAGGCUUUACACCAUCUCUUCCACAGCCUUGUUCAGCGUGCUGACACGAUUACCCGACAAGUAAUCAAAGUGACAAACGGUUCCUGUGUCACUUUGGCUUGAUCACCACCAAAUUCAACCUUCGCGAUUCUAUAACGCGUUCCCAAAGCCCUGACCAACGCCAGCCUGAGGCCGAGUGAGUCGGGCUGGGAGUGGCGCCAUGAGCCCGAAGCGAUCUUUACAACACAUCUCAGAAGCGCCUUUACACCAGGAAAAGGUGUUUUCUAAACCACGUCCGCAUCUCGAACCAUCCCCUUUGCCCCUGCAACCAAUAGAGAAUCUUCCUACCGCGCAGGAAUACGUCUUAAACCCUACCUCUGCCACCCCGAGCCGAGUUUCUCCGACAAAAUCCUAUCGAGAUUCGCGAGCCUCGUUCUCUGGUCAAGGAAGAUUGAGUUUUGUUCCAAUCACUGCUCCUACUCCCCCCACCUUUACGACCGAUUCUCCAACUAAAAAGAUCCCAUUCGACCCCUACACACGCUCGUCAUCAGCCCCAAUGCCGCAGUCCGCCUUAUUCACGACUUUCUCCAGUAUCAGUACUGACCCUCCAUCCUCAAGUAACCAUCAUCGUGUCGAUGUGUCUUCAGCAGAUAAUUUCGCGGAUUUCCCCGAACCGUCAUUUAUUUCGAAGCAGCCUUUGAGACGAUCGCUCUUGGAAGCGGCCCCGUUGAAAGAGCGGUCAAAAAAUAAGCAACGGGACGAGACGGCCCCGACGCGUCUACCAGAGCCCCACGAAAUGCCGCACAUUGAGGACGAUGGCACAAAGCCUCCCUACAGCUAUGCGACCCUGAUUGGAAUGUCCAUCCUCCGUGCGCCUAAUAGGAGGUUAACGUUGGCACAAAUAUACCGAUGGAUUUCAGACACGUUCUCAUAUUACAAGAAUAGUGAUCCGGGCUGGCAAAACAGCAUCCGUCACAACCUAAGUUUGAAUAAAGCUUUUAUCAAGCAAGAACGGCCGAAGGACGACCCAGGCAAAGGGAAUUAUUGGGCUAUUGAACCCGGCAUGGAAGCCCAAUUUAUCAAAGACAAGCCUCUCCGCCGCGCGACAAUGUCUAGUCUUCCCCUCCCUGCGGUAUCCCAGCGAGAGCCCGUUCACUCACAGAGCUCGAGCACAGCUACCUGGGCUGUGCCACCUGCUGUUCAUGCUCCUGCUACCAAGAGAUCCAAGCAAGUAGAUUUAUCUUCCGACGCAACUCUCCCUGCAUCCGAUCCUGCCCUUCAGGAGGACACAGGCGAUGAAAGCGCCAAUAUCCCUGCGGGCCAUGCGCCCCCGCCCCGGUCUUCUCCUCCGCAGGCUAUUCAUUCCUCUCCUCCGGUCGUGCCGCCUCGAUUCAUCCGGCAAGGGACCCCCCCUACACCAUCUCAUACAAUCCAUUCCAACAAUGCCCCCCGUCAUAGGAAACGGAAAUCCAAUACCAUGAAUGAUAGUGGCUACUUUUCGUCACUGGAGUCAUCGGUAAUGCGAUCCAACAAGGCUAGCCAUAUCCUGACUUCAGACCUUGAUAUCGAGCCCCCUCGCAUCAAGCGUGGACGGGCAGAAGAGGAGAUUGCUCGCAUUCGGAGCUCAUCGCAUGACAUCAGUCCCAGCCAUUCAGGUAUAUUGAAAGAUGCUGGCCUCAUAGUCGGUUCCUCGCCAAUCCGCGGCGAAUAUGUUAGCAUGCUGCCGCCUCCUAUUACUCCUUUAAUCAAAUUCAAGAAGCCGGCUAAGCCACCACCGUCGGUAUCUCCCAACACCAAUCUUCGAAACCACCGGAAGAAGAUCCAGCAAAUGGUCAAUUCCCCUAUCAAACAUCUUGGCCUUACAGACGAGGAUCUACCAUGGAGUCCUGCUUUUAAUAUUCAAGAUGAAACCUUCACACCGAACGACAAUCUCCAUGUCGCCUUUGAUGUGUUUGCGGACCCGACGGUUGAUCCUAUAUCUGCACCGGCUUUUGGUUCGCCUGAAAGGCGUUCAGCAAAACGCGCCCGGAUUGACAGCGGGGGAGCAAACGGGAGCAUCCUCGCAGAUAUCACGGCUAUGAGCGCGAACAACCGAAUAGGAAGCCUCCAACCAUUGUCUGCAAGCAAAUCUAAAGGCCUUCUCUUCCCUGAUUCGCCCUCGAAGGUUCCUGAUUCAGGGCGCUAUGUUGAUACCGCGCACGAUGAUUUCUUCUCGUUCCAUCUUUUCGACGAGAGUCCACGCGAAGUAGAUGGUGUGGAUCUCUUGCAAGGAUUUCAAAAAAUUGGAGGCGCGGGUAAGGACGACUCGUCUAGACCUCGACCUCAUAUAUCAAGACCACAGCUUCAGCGGAGCAACACUUUAUUUUGAUCACCUUUAUAAGAUCCGGUGUCUUCUUGAGGAAGACACACCUUUUGCGUUAUCCACAUACCGGUUAUGCUUUUGUUUUUGUUUUUGUUUUUUUUUUUUUUUUGCUUUCGCCUUUGCUCGCAAUUAGUGCGAUUUUAUCUAGUGCUGGUGGUGCA
Messenger RNA from Aspergillus ochraceoroseus IBT 24754, 2754 nucleotides. RefSeq lists its product as uncharacterized. Gene Ontology annotation, biological process: regulation of transcription by RNA polymerase II. The transcript has a single exon. Bases 452 to 2599 code for a protein of 715 amino acids. The record is from RefSeq and is a predicted model, not a curated record. Lineage: Eukaryota; Fungi; Ascomycota; Eurotiomycetes; Eurotiales; Aspergillaceae. Gene Ontology annotation, molecular function: RNA polymerase II cis-regulatory region sequence-specific DNA binding; DNA-binding transcription factor activity, RNA polymerase II-specific.